CCUCGUCUCCGAAUCGGAACUCGUCGUUCUUUUCCGUGACUUCCCCCGAGCCCGCGACGCUGCUGACGUCACAGCCCCCACAGGCUGAGGUCUCGGCCGCAGCGGUGCGUUCAGGUUCGGAGCAGCAGCGCGAUGGUGGCCUCCGUCCCUCCGGUUCUCCCACCGUCCGUUUAACGAAGAAACCCGGGUCUCCCGCCGACGAGGCCCCGCCGCGCGAUGGAUGGCCACGCUUUCCCAGACCAGGAGCAGCUGCUGCAGUUCCUGAGGAGGCUCAAGGAGGUUUUCGACGUGUGUGACGAGGAUGCUGACGGCUUCAUCCGGGUGGAGCACCUGGUGGACCUCGGUGUUCAGUUCGGACAAGGAGACGAGGUGAAGGCAUUGACCAGGCACCUGGAUCCUAAUGCUCAUGGGAAAAUCAACUUUAAAGACUUUUGCCAUGGAGUGUUUGCUAUCAAAGGUUGUGAGGAGAUUCUGAAGAUGGCUGUGGGUCCUCGGAGUGCGACCUCCAACCAGCCAUCUGUUACCGACAAUGGUUACGUUUACCAGAACGGUGAGGCCAGGCUGCCCACUCCAAUUAUCAUGUGCACCCGCUCCUUCCCUGAAUGCAGUGUGUACAGGGAGGGUUGUGGUGCUGAUGGGGAGUGUGACAUGGACAGCAGCACUGAAGACGCCAACACCUCUGACUCUUUGCACCCAACAAGAAAGGACAGCCAACUCGCUGGCUCAGCGUCUGCGUCCGUCAUCUCUGGUGAGGAGCAGUUUGAGGACUACGGUGAGGGAGAGGAUGUGGAUUUCAUUCCCAGCAGCCCUUGCCCUGAAGAAGACAACCGAACAAAUGGCUUCUCAGACCUGGGAUCCUCGCUUCCCUCAAGUGGGGGGCAGACGCCCCAGAAGAUGCGGCAACUAUAUAACAGUGAGCUGCUGGACAUCUACUGUUCUCAGUGCUGCAAGAAGGUGAAUCUACUCAAUGACCUGGAGGCUCGACUUCGAAACCUCAAGGCCAACAGCCCUAACAGAAAGAUUUCCAGCACAGCAUUUGGACGUCAGCUGUUCCAGGCCAACCACAGUGUGUUUGGGUCGAGUCAGGGCAGCAGCACUGAGGAUCUGUUCACAGACAGCAUCGACUCCUGUGAUCUUGACAUCACAGAGAAAGUCAGUUAUUUGGAGAAGAAGGUGACAGAGUUGGAAAGUGACAGUCUGGCAAACGGUGACCUCAAGUCGAAACUUAAACAUGAAAACACACAACUAGUCCACAGGGUCCAUGAGCUGGAGGAGCAGGUGAAGGAUGCUGAGACGAGGGCAGACCAGUGUCUGGAGGAGGAGACCAAGAGGCACCGGGAGGCUUACACCAAGAUGGAGCGAGACAGAAACUUCGAGAUGGACCUGCUCUGUAACAGGUUACAGCAGUUAGAAGAGGAAAAUGGAGAGAUGAAGUUAAAUGUGUGUCGACUCAAGUCUCAGACCGAGAAACUGGACCAGGAGAAGCAGAGAAUGACAGACAAGCUGGAGGACACUAGUCUGAGGCUGAAAGAUGAGAUGGACCUCUACAGGAAGAUACUGGACAAGCUCUGGCACAACCGCCAUGCGUUUCAGAAGGAGAAGGAGUCUAUGCAAGAGCUGAUUGAUGAUCUGCGCCGGGAGCUGGAGUAUCUGCAGCUGUUUAAGCUGGAAAUGGAGCAUCCUGGGCAAGGCAAGGGGUUAUCCGAGUUCAACGCCAAGACCAGGGAGAGUGAAAUGGAACAUGAAGUCAAGAGACUGAAACAGGAGAACUACAAGCUGCGGGAUCAGAAUGAUGACCUGAACGCUCAGAUUCUCAGUCUGAGUUUGUAUGAGGCUAAAAACCUGUUUUCCUGUCAAAGCAAGGCCCAGUGCUUGGCAGCCGAGAUCGACAACGCGUCCAGAGAUGAGCUGGUAGAUGCUUUGAAGGAGCAGGAGGAGAUCAACCUGCGUCUGAGGCAGUACAUGGACAAAAUCAUUCUGGCCAUUCUCGACCAUAACCCUUCUAUUCUGGAGAUCAAGAAUUAAAUCUCUCUCUCUCACACACACACACACAUCAAACACAUGUGUUACUGUAGUUGAGUUGAGCUUCCAUUACCUGACCAUUAGCCUGAUUAUUAUUAUAUGCUGAUAAUUAGCUGCAUUAGCUGAGUCAGCACAGCACAGAAUGAGGAUGCAGUUGAAGGGCUGGGAAACGUGGAAGAGGUGUGAGGAGAGAGUGGUCUACUUUCAGAAAUGACAUAUUGUGGCUUUCAAAUUUCAGUCCUGAUUGAUCUGGCAACACCCAUGAUUAUAGUAAGUGCAGUUUAAUACUAAAGCUCCCAGAACUCUGGGGUCAAUAACCACUUGUUGGUCAGCGACUUUGUCAGAAAUACAGAAUAGCGAUUUAUAUCAGUGAGGUUCAGUUGAUCAAUUCCUGUGGACCGCUCCAACUCUGAAUUUUAAACCCUGCAGCAAACAAUUACAAUUACUUUAGAGAAAUACUUACAGUAUGUAAAUACGACACACACACACACACACACACACACACACACACACACACAAGUACUGUAUUCUUCAUCAGUGUCAUCAUCACCACAGCGUUUUUCCUCCUGUACCACUAAUAAUAUUUAAAUGUCUGUCAGUCACUGCAGAACUACAUGUGCCACCAGUGUUUUAUUACCUCUAAUAUUUGAAGCCAGUGUAACUGCCACUGUUCACUUUAUUUCUUGUAGACACAGUCAUUUUUCUGAUGGGGAUUCAGACUGAAUCAGAAUCCAGAUAUAAAGUUUGCAUGUUUACUACAAACUGUUGCCAAAGCUGUCUGUCAUGCUGGAGGUGUUUACCCUCUUUCAGACAGCCAUUUGUUUCUUUCACUUCAUGAUACUAUGAAAAUCUCUUUGUAGAGACUUGAAAUCUACUCGAAUAUGACGAUUGCUAUAAUUCUUCACAAUCACAAUCAUAAUAUAUAUUUUAUGGCAAUGCUGAGCAGAUUUUUCAAACCGAUCUACGAUUAUAUAUAUUCAAGUUAGGAUGAAAGUUGGGAAUGAAUGAAAACCAGUGGAAGAGUUUAAAAAAAGAGUUCCAGAUUUUGGGGAUUGCAGCUUUUUGUAGUACAGAUCCUGGAGUCAGGACGUUGUUAGCUUAGCUUAGCAUAAAGACGCAGCUGGACAACUUCUCUAAAGUUCAGUGAAUAACAAUAAUCUCAAUUGAGUAAGCUGGAUGUUUUCAGUGGAGUUCUAUUUUGGAUCUGCUUCUUGAUGAGCCACCGUUUAUUUGUAGUGCUCCAGAUGUUCAACUAUUUCUCUUGAGAAAUUUGAAACAAAAGAUUUGAGUAAUGGUCAGAGUAGUGUGUUGUCAAUGUGUUGCCAAAGGAUACAACACACAUGAACUCUGACAUACUCUCGAGUUCUGCAUUUUUAGCUGUGAUGAGCUGAUUGAGCUUCAAACCCUUUAAUUUGGCUGUUUCAACACAAACGAAUGUCUACAUGAUUAACACACUAUGCUGUUAUUGUCAGUAAAUAUGUAAUUGAGCCUGUGAGGGACAAUUCAGUGCAGCCUUUAACAAGUAUAUGUUUCCACUCAUAAUAAAGGUAUUUAAAGGGGCCAUCGCUCAAUAUGCCAGAGCUCCACCUUUCACUGUUUUCAUGUACUGUUAAAAAAAGACAGGUAAUACUAGAAGGAUGUGAUAAUCACCAUGAAAUGUUGAAUAGUCCACUUACAGGUCUCAUACAGAUUCAACAUAAUGUGAAUGUGUUAACAUCAACAGCCGGAGCAGGAGAGAUGGGAACAAUGGCCGUAACAGUUCUGCUGUGUUUCUCAGUUUCUCCGCUCUAGAGGAAAUGACCUGUGUCAUCGUUCUUUGGUCAUUCACAAAUCACCUUAAAGGUAUUCUGUGGAGUUCUGGACCAUUAGUUGAGUUGUGGUGCAACUCUUUUCAUGAGCGAGCACUUUGGAUGCCACAGGUCAGAUCCUGCUGUUGGUUUCACGCUGUUGUAUUUAAUUACAGUUGUUGGCAGUUAUUCACCAGCAAAGACAGGCAACAAAAACAGUGAUGAAGAAACAAUGUAGAAUUUAUUAUAUAAAAAACUAGAAUGGCACCAGGUAUAGCACAUAUCUCUGCCAAGGACAAACUGUACUUUAUGAAACUAAAUCAGUUUUUUUCCCAUUUGGAUCAACACCAAAUUACACACUCAUACACAUCAGUCCCCUCAAAUUGCCAAAUUUAGAUUUUCAUCGUGAUCCAUGAAUUAUUUCCCAGGAAAUUGAUGAAAAUGUAAAAAAGAAAAGAAAACGCUCUAUCUCCCAAUCUCCUGGAUUCGUCCAGAUCUGUGCCAAAAUGUAACUGGUCUUUCUCGGCCCACGCCACAUUCUUCCACAAACUUUCAUUGAAAUCUGUUUAGUACUUUUUUGCGUAAUCUUGCUGACAAAAAACACAACAACAACCAUCUGACAGGGUUGAAAACAACACUUGGCAGAAGUAAAAAUCUGUGCAAAGUUGCAAUUAUCUUAUGGCCAAAAUGCACUUGCUUUUUAGAUGUAUACACACAGUGUGUUUUGAUGAGAAGCACUGAAUGCUGAAGAAAAUGUUUACGUUGAAAAAUCUGCACAGGGUGUCUUUAAGUCAAGUUGUUCAUUCACUGUAUCUUAGCCUAUAAAAAAUGAGCGAGAAAUCCGAUUUUACUGACAAAAAAUAUUUCCAAAUAGUUUUUAGAAAAAUAGAAAUAUCUAUCCUUAUGACUAAAAUGACAACAAAAAAAACAUUAACUUACAUUUUAAGUGAGUAAGCCACUCACUUAAAAUGUGAUUCUGCCAGUGUUGUAAGUUAUUUUCAUUUACUCUUAAUCAAGCUAAAUAUUUAACUGUGCUGGUAGAUAAGCUAACCAAACACACCAGAAUGUUACUCCACGUGUGUGACGGUGAGGAGAGCAGUAUUGAGCUGCCAUAGUGAGCAUCAUACUAUAUAACUAAUGAAGCUCGAUUUGCUCCAUUGCACAAACGUGUCACCAAGUGAUUCUUUCCACUGUUAUUCGCUUGUUCUUUUACAGGCUUUGUGCAUUUACAUAUGAGGAAUUAACACAUAUUAUUUGGUAUGAUUUUGUCCAUUGUUGCCACUGUAAGUGAACAUUUUUUUAUACUGACAUUUUUUUUUUAUUUGGACACAGUAUUUGUGGUGUCACAUGUUGUAAAUGUACAGAAUGUAGUUACUAUGUAUUUGCAAGUCAUUCAGCUUCUUACAAAGUCUCUUUGAGAGAUCUGACACAAAAUAAAAAAGUAUGUGUUUGUAGAUUAUAAUAAUCGUGAUAUAGCACACUUCAAGUGUCAUAUUCAAAGUAUUUACCUGGAAUAAUGAUAGUAAAACAAUAGUCUGUCCCAGCUCACAUGUUCACUCAGAUUUAUUUUACUUAUGUUAUGCACACGGAACUAUAUAUGUGAUGAUGAUGUACAAAUUAGAUGUGUAAAUAAAAUGCAUUUGCUUUGGCAUGAUGAA
Hippoglossus stenolepis (Pacific halibut) is the source of this 5467-nucleotide messenger RNA. It is a transcript of the gene rab11fip4a, whose product is annotated as RAB11 family interacting protein 4 (class II) a. Gene Ontology annotation, cellular component: midbody; cleavage furrow; endocytic vesicle. Gene Ontology annotation, molecular function: calcium ion binding. Gene Ontology annotation, biological process: endocytic recycling; regulation of cytokinesis. The transcript is spliced from 15 exons. NCBI's taxonomy places the organism in Eukaryota, Metazoa, Chordata, Actinopteri, Pleuronectiformes, Pleuronectidae. The record is from RefSeq and is a predicted model, not a curated record. The coding region runs from base 217 to 2025 and encodes 602 amino acids.